Messenger RNA from Malaya genurostris, 381 nucleotides. RefSeq lists its product as uncharacterized. The transcript is spliced from 2 exons. Lineage: Eukaryota; Metazoa; Arthropoda; Insecta; Diptera; Culicidae. The record is from RefSeq and is a predicted model, not a curated record. Bases 1 to 381 code for a protein of 126 amino acids. Gene Ontology annotation, molecular function: oxidoreductase activity. Gene Ontology annotation, cellular component: endoplasmic reticulum.
AUGAUACCGAAACCGAGCAACAACCAGGAGAGUGGCACAAAAGAAUUGAUUGCAUCAUUGGGGGCUGUGAUCGUACCACAUAUGGUCAGCACGGGGAAGAUGUUAAUUUCUCCGUCAGUGAACAACGUCGGAACUUCUCACCAAUAUCCGUUAGAAUUUGACCGUGUGCUAAAGAACGAAUUACAGCAAACCAUUUCGGUUAACAUCGAAGCGACCCUGAUGAUGACCCACAUGGUGCUACCCGGAAUGAAACGUCGGCGUCGAGGAAUUAUUGUUAAUAUGUCUUCGGCGGCCGGACUAUUCCCGAUUCCACAUGUUUCGGUUUAUGUGGCCUCCAAGGCAUUCCUCAACAAUUUCAACUUCGGUUCACGUUGGCCCUGA